Coregonus clupeaformis (lake whitefish) is the source of this 1604-nucleotide messenger RNA. RefSeq names its product nanos homolog 2-like. The coding region runs from base 896 to 1438 and encodes 180 amino acids. Gene Ontology annotation, cellular component: perinuclear region of cytoplasm. NCBI's taxonomy places the organism in Eukaryota, Metazoa, Chordata, Actinopteri, Salmoniformes, Salmonidae. Gene Ontology annotation, molecular function: mRNA binding; zinc ion binding. The record is from RefSeq and is a predicted model, not a curated record. Gene Ontology annotation, biological process: negative regulation of translation; oogenesis. The transcript has a single exon.
UCGCUCUGGAUAAGAGCGUCUGCUAAAUGACUAAAAAUGUUUUUUUUUUAAACAUGCAGCUGUUGGAGAAUACAUGAGGGUUUGCAUGCAGUCAAAACGCUAAGGAGCCUAAACGUGAUAAGUUUCAGUCUAGACAUCCUCCGUCUAGACAUAUGAGGCUCCAUGUGCAGCUGCAAAACAACAUCAAGAAGAUACCCAUUGACCUUUAAAGUUUAAACCCUCAUGGCCUUACUGAGCACUCCAUUCAUAUAGCUAACAUAUUUACACAUUUGCUGUAAUAAUCAGGAAUUCCAUCCCCAAUGCACAGUUGAAGCAUUUCCUACACAAGUUUGGCUUUAAAUGCAUACGACUGUAGGUUAUUGUUCAUAUAACUUAGAAAACAAUUCAUUAAGGAAAACAAUGUGAAUUGACAACAGGGACCACUCAAAUCAGAUUUUACCUGUGAUUUACCAAAACCCUAUAAAGCGACACAAUAUUGGUAUAAUAAAAUAAAAUUGUCCUACAGAUAUAAAUAUACAAAUCUGCAUAGACGCUUCCUUGUUUGGUGUACAAUGUAAAAAAUCUGUGUUCAAACACUGCAGAACUAUAAUGCGGAAAGAGGGAUUACGGCACAUCAACGUCAAACAGAAUAACCGUUAAACCUUUCAUUCUCUCUGACAGACAGCUCAACAUCUACUCAUGUGUUGCACUUGAAAAAGUUCAUGUCAAAACAAUAACAAACUGCACGUGGCAAUGUUUACCACCUGGCUGGGGCCAGUCCCUUGGGACAGACAACACACUUCGCAAAUGCCGCCCCUUUUCGACCAGACAGACAAGCUACAUUGUUAAAAUGUUUGGCCCGGGCCACUAGGCUACUAUAAAUUGCUGGAAUGCAUCCAGGCCACAGACAUUAUUGAUGUGGAGUUCCAGACGCCUGUACAUGAUUUUCGCGAAGAUUACAAUGCAAAGAAACCUCAUCGCUGAGGAGAGCAGCCUCGCCCCGCCCCCGACCCAUUAUUUCGACAUGUGGCAUGACUACAUGAACCUAGGGAGGCUGCUGGAGAAACUGUGUGACGUCGCAGAUCGGACAGAGACCUCCUAUACCCAGCUGAAGGAGCAAGUACCGGACGCCGAGGACCAGACCGGUCGCCAGGAGCAACCGUGGUUUCGUCUGAACUCGAUCGGGACUGAGAGCCUGAGUUCUGCAAGCAGCAUUUCAGACAACACGAGCCACAGCAUGGCUUCCGGCGAUUACUGCGGCUUCUGCAAGCAAAAUGGAGAAACGGCAGAGAUCUACCGGAGCCACAAACUGAAAUCCAAAGACGGCAAAGUCAUCUGCCCCAUUCUGAGGACCUACAUUUGUCCUAUGUGUGCCGCCACCGGAGACAAAGCUCACACGCGCCGAUACUGCCCACAGCGCAACGAAGUAGUGCCGAAAUACCGGUGGGCUGUGGAGUAGAAAAUAGUUAAAUCAAUCUGUAAAUAUGUAUGUAGAAAAUAUAUCCAACGUUCUUGUUCACUGUUAGGUAGGCCUAUUUUUACCAUAUUUUGUUACGCAAAGUGGCCAAUGCGCCUUUGACAUGUUCUGUUAUAAAAAAUAAAUAAACCUAUUUUCGUACAUGAAA